This is a messenger RNA of Nilaparvata lugens (brown planthopper), 1438 nucleotides long. RefSeq names its product DNA-directed RNA polymerase III subunit RPC4 (gene RpIIIC53). Gene Ontology annotation, cellular component: RNA polymerase III complex. Gene Ontology annotation, molecular function: DNA binding. The transcript has 10 exons. Bases 628 to 1383 code for a protein of 251 amino acids. The record is from RefSeq and is a predicted model, not a curated record. Lineage: Eukaryota; Metazoa; Arthropoda; Insecta; Hemiptera; Delphacidae. Gene Ontology annotation, biological process: transcription by RNA polymerase III.
AUUAACAUUCCCAUUCUGCCACAAUUUUGAGGUUAUGUCGAUAUUCCUAAUUUUUUAUUAUUGUUCGUAUUUGUAUUUGGAAUAGGCUAGUUGAUUUUGGUUUUGGAAUCAUAAUAAGGUAAGUAGUUACUUCUGAUACUUGUUAUAUAAUUCUCUUUAUCAAUAUUAAUUCUACUGUCAUUAUAAAAUUUUUUAUCCAAAAAUGUUAAUUAAAAGAAGCAGGCAAAACCACGAGAUCUGUCUUUAUCCGCCUUCAAAUUGAAUCUACCUGGAAACACAAAUCAGCCUCCUAAGAAAAAGAUCUAUGUGCCAAACUUGAAUGUACAACGAAAUCGACCUCAAGUGAAUAACUCUGCUCCAGUUAUUAAACAAGAGCCCAAUGCAGAGACAAAUAAUAAACAGAACCAUGGAAAUAGUCCUAGAGGAAGAGGGAGGGGAAGAGGCAGGGGGACAAGAACUUUUAUACAGACCACCUCAGGACUGUUUUCUGGUGGAGUGGAGAUCAAUUCAAGAGGCAGAGGCGCCAGAGAUCGCAACGAUGGAACUAGAGUUAAGGUCGAGCUACAGAAACCCAGACUCAACUUGAAGAACGCAACAGCAGUUAAUAAAACUGAAGAAGACAAUGCAAUGAAGGACUUGCUGAGAGAUGAUUUUAUGGAUGAUCCCAGUCUUGAUCCGGAUUAUGAUAACUGUCCAAUCAAGCUUCCACUAAGUCAGGCAACACAAUUCUUCAUAAAAGACGAAGCCAUCAAAGAAGAAGGCUUUAAGGUUAAGACUGAGCCUCAAGAUUUUGCUGAUCAAAAUUCACAAGUUUCUUCGCAAAAUGUAGUGACAAUUAAUGGAGAAACGAAGCUAAUCAAAGAGGAAAAGCCAGAUAUCGAUGGUGAAAUUAACGGAUUAGAAUCGAAAAUAUCCAGCACAGGACUGAAAUGUGAAGAUAAAAAGUCGAUUAGCACAAUUAAUAGAGGUAUUGUCGAUUUAAUCUCAUGUGCGGAGGAGGAUAAGUUUUUCCAAUUGCAGUUGCCGAAUUGUAUGCCAAUGUUCAAUGUGUCCUCUCAAAGCAGACAGCCAGAAACUAGUCAAGCCAAUAAUAGCGAACCUAAUAAUACGGAACAACCUAGUAAAAAAGGCCACUCAUUAAGAGAUUUACCGGCGGGUAAAGUUGGCAAAAUACAGAUUAUGAAAUCGGGUAGGACAAGACUGGUACUGGGCAAUACGAAAAUGUGGCUUGAGACUGGUACCCAGGUAGCAUUCAAUCAGGAACUGGUAGGCUUGGAUCUGGAUAAAACUACACAUUCGGGCGCAGCGAAAUGUUUGGGAUCGGUGGGUCUGCGAAUGAUGGUCUGCCCUGACUGGGACUGGCUUGUGUCUCAGACCAGCUAACAGCUGUUAAAACUAGAUAGAUAACCAAUUCAAUUCAAUAAAUUUGUGAAUAAUA